UGUCUAUUUUAGCUGAGCUAACAUCGAAGAAGUAUAAUAUGUUUUUGCUCUACAUUUUUCUGUUGUUCAAUUGGUCCUCGGCAGCUGAAUUCACACCAGUGAUACAAACUACCAAAGGACCGAUGAAGGGUCUCGUUUUGACGACCAUCAGAGAAUCUAAGAAAUAUCAUUCCUACAGAGGUAUUCCUUACGGCAAACCACCAAUUGGACAUCUUCGAUUUAGAUCACCUGUCGAGGUAGAUCCAUGGACCAAAGAGUUCGAUGCCACAAAGAAUGGUCCUAUUUGUCCACAAAUGCAUAAUAACAAAUUCAUCGGGCAAGAGGAUUGUCUGAAUCUCAAUGUCUAUACGCCGGAGAUUCCUAAAGAUGGGAAAGACACUAAUCUCAAAGCUGUUAUGUUUUGGAUUUUCGGGGGAGCAUUCGUUGUUGGGGCACCUUCGAAAUUUUAUUACUCUCCUGAUUAUCUGAUUGAAGAGGACAUCGUAGUCGUCACUGUUAAUUACCGGUUAGGUGCUCUUGGAUUUUUAGCGUUGCAACAUCAAAAUGCAACUGGUAACGCAGGCCUAAAAGAUCAAAAUCUUGGUCUGCGAUGGGUUCGGGAUAAUAUAGCAAAAUUUGGUGGUGAUCCAAACAAGGUGACGAUAGUUGGUGAAAGUUCUGGUAGCGUUAGUGUAGAUCUUCAUUUACUUUCAGAAAAAUCGAAAGGUUUAUACCGUAGUUCAAUCGCUAUGAGUGGGGUAUCGUUAUGUUAUUGGGGAUUCAGUAUACCAAAAGAUGCAACAGAAAGAGCUUAGACAUUUGCUAAAGAACUUGGUUCCAAAGCAAUGAACGUUGAUGAGUUACUUGAUUUUUAUUAUAAAGUCGAUGUAGAAAAUUUGACUAGAACAAUUUCAAACACAACGAAACUGAAUAUUCCCUUGAAGCCAACUCUGGAAAAUCCAAAUUACGGUCCAGAUUGGUUCUUAACCGAAUGUUCAUUAAAGAAAUACAGAUCUGGAAAUUAUAAUCACGGACCUCAAAUGUUAGGCUAUACCAAAGACGAAGCU
Molecule: messenger RNA, 1046 nt
Organism: Vespa velutina
Lineage: Eukaryota; Metazoa; Arthropoda; Insecta; Hymenoptera; Vespidae
Product: cholinesterase-like
Exons: 6
Coding region: 39-794 (251 amino acids)
Source: RefSeq, a predicted model, not a curated record